AAAAAAAACCGGUGUAACCACGGACGCCUGUGUGUUGCUCCAAAAGACAACGUUCAGAAAGCCGUUUUUUGUCACACAUUGUUCUAUUUAUUUGUGACUUGACAACAUUUUGCAGUAUGUUUGAUGUUGCUUUAAGUGAGGCGGGUGCAAAAGUCGUCCUGACGAGUUCAAGUGAUGAAAACUACCCUCCAGAAAACAUGUUGGACGGUAAACCAGAGACAUUUUGGAUCAGCACUGGGAUGUUCCCCCAGGAAUUCAUACUCAGUUUUCCAGGACUCAUGAAUAUUAAGACAAUUAGGCUCUUCUGUUUCCAUGUUCGAGGGUUGAGUAUUCAUCGAAGCAUUCUGCAGGACCCACAAGACUUUGAAGUCAUGGAUGAGAGAGAACUGACUCCAUCGGAUGCCUCUUUACAGAUGGAAGAAUUCAAGUUUGACUCAACGACAGCACGGCACAUGAAGUUUGUCAUCAAGUCUGGAUUUGACCAUUUUGUGUCAGUGCACAAGUUACAUGUUGAUGGUACAGCAGUACGAGAAUAAGAAAUGCUACCAUUGGCAAUAACUUUGUGUAUCAGGCAUAGAAUUACCACCGGGGUCAUGUCCUUCGUUGCCCCUGGUCUUGGCCUUAGUGUCCCUUCAAAAUUGUCCCAUAGACUUUCAGAUUUUUACAUCUUGGAAGUGCUCUUUGCAAAAUGAAAAUGGAUUUGCCCUCUCAUAGAUGACAUUCCAGGCCUAGUGUUUAGUUGAAAAGAUGCAUUUUGUGCAAGUUGACUUUUUGUGGGCAACUAUGAGAUAUGAUUAUCCAUGUCACAUUUCCAGUAUACAGCAAGUUGUAUUAUUCACCUUUCAUCAAAGGAACCCGACUACAUGAGAUUUCCUUCCAGCCCCAUUCAGGGUCUUUUCCAAACCUUCGCUUGGACUCUGGCUUAAGCUUGGGCUCCGUCUUAAGUUUUGGAGGAGUGUACAUUUUGUACAGUGUUUACAGCAUCAAAUGGAACCUGGGGCUGGAGACGGAGCCUAGUCCGAGGUUUGGAAAAUGCCCUUGGUAGAAACAAUGGUCAGUGUUGAGGGAAAGUAGGAACCAUUUUUAAUCAGACUGGUUUCUCUACUCGUAGUUUGUAAGCAUGAUGCAAUUCAUCAGAAACCUUUGGUACAGCGUUCUAUCUUAAAGGCAGUGGACACUAUUGGUAACUACUCAAAAUAACUAUCAUAAAAAACCUCACUUGGUAACGAGUU
This is a messenger RNA of Asterias rubens (European starfish), 1232 nucleotides long. RefSeq names its product intraflagellar transport protein 25 homolog. Gene Ontology annotation, cellular component: centrosome; cilium; intraciliary transport particle B. Gene Ontology annotation, biological process: intraciliary transport. The transcript has 4 exons. The record is from RefSeq and is a predicted model, not a curated record. Lineage: Eukaryota; Metazoa; Echinodermata; Asteroidea; Forcipulatida; Asteriidae. The coding region runs from base 117 to 536 and encodes 139 amino acids.